CCAUCACUACAAAUAAUCAUCAUAGAAUUUUAUCUAUGGUCAUAGAGGAUACAGGGGAUACAGAUGUUAGUUACAGGCCCACAGACUUGUUAGGCCAGAGUUCCGUAUAAAAUACAUACAAGACUAAUGACUAUAGUUCACUUUAGUGAGUUUUAUUCAUUUUUAUUAUUCAGUAGUGCGAAGUGGAUAUAUAUUUCUAAUUAAUAAUUAUUAUCAAUCAUAAAACUAUGACUAAGGAAGAAAAAUAUUCACAUCUUCGUAACACUCUGAUAGGUAUUUCUUGCCGUGAUAACGAGUUGAAUAUUUUAAAACAGCACUUUAGAAAUGAAAUUUUUUCCGACAGAAGGUACGACAGGAUUCAUAAUCUUAUGAAUCUUAUCAAGAUAUUAGAAAAACGAGACGUUAUAAGCCCUAACGAUAUCAGCUCCUUAGGAUACAUUGCAAAUGUAUUGCAAAAUAAUGAUAUAAUCGAGCUGAUUAAUCAUUUUAAUGUACCUACACAAGCCGAACCAGUUAGGCAAAAUGUUGCUGCACCGGUUGAACCCAUGAACCAAAAUGUUGGCCCUGCAAAUAAUAUUGGUAGAGUUCUACCAGUAAUAGACACGGAUCCCACAGGAAGGGUGUAUGAUCUCAUCUGUAGAGAAAUAGGCCAGAAAUGGAAAGAUUUUGCAAGAGCUCUAAAAAUCGGAGAAGGAUAUAUAGAUCAGUUAGAAUACCAACACCGCAGUAAUAUAGAAGAAAUAACUCGACAAGUUAUCAUAUACCACAGACAAAUUUGUGAUCCUCCAUAUUGGAAAUAUAAGCUUACGCAAGCACUAGAUGAGGCUCGCCGAAAAGAUUUAAGUAUGAAAGUCCAAGAAAUAUUUGCCAUGUACAGCUCUCUGUAACAUAUUUUGAACUUUACUCACAAUGUGACACGAUUUUUAACAGCAUUUUUCAAUGUAAAAAUGCAAAUAAGUGAAAAAUGCCGUUAAAUUUUACUCUCUAACUUCAAGUGUGCUAAUUCGGGAGAUGAUUUGAUUAUGUGAUUGUUACAGGUAUGUAUCUAGUGUAGUGUAUUAAUGUAUGUGAUUAUUUGUGUUUAUAUUCAUUGAAUCUCCCGACUUAAUAAACUAACUAUAGUUAUAUAAUAUAUAAUUCUGCUAUGGAAUUAUAAUUUGUCUAAUAUUUAAAUGCACCCGUCUGUGUUGCUUUAGAUAUUAGCUAUUAUAUAUAUUCAUAACUGGUACAAGAUGAUAAAUAUGGUUGUAAAACAUUAAUUUUAUUAAGAAUGCUGUAAUCAAAAAUUCUUCAUUUUUACUCAUAGAUUUGGAAUGCUUUGAUAACCAAUUAUAGGUUAUCUGUUCAGCCCGAAGUUUUGAUGCAAAUUCACUAUAUUAUUAUUAUUAUUAUUAUUUUAUUAUUCUCAAUAUUGAUUGGGAACAUUAUACAAGGAAACAUUUUUAACAUAGUUUUUUAAUGUGAUUUUAAUGUAACCGAUGAAAAUGGUAAUAACCACUAAAAUUGAGUAGAAAUUAGUGAUUGGCAGAUGCAAGUAUUUCUUAGAAUCAAGUACUGGGUUCUCGGAUACUUCUAAGAAUCAAAUGAUUAUCUGAAUACAGUGAAUCGAGAACCGAGUGCCAAACGAAAGAUUGAACGUUGAAUGAAGAACGUUUUUAUUAUAUCAAGUUUUGUGCAGAAUUAUUUAAAUUUGCUGCUUUUCAAAUACAUUUUCCAACAAAGUUUAUUAUUUCAAUGUGUUCUUUCCUUUGCAAUAAGUAUUUUUAAAAUCAUAAACAAUAUGUGGGUAGAUGCAGAAUAUUUGACAUUGUUUGUGUUUACGAGUCAUCCGUUUAUUCAAGUCAAUGGUUUUUAAUAACCACCGUGGACUAAAAGUAUUUCAAUUCUUUCGAUUUAUUCGAUACUUACGCUAAGUCAGUAGUUGAUUUAAAUUCAUUCGAAUAUUUCCCGCACUCGAGAACUCGACACCUCGCAUGAUAUUUUGUAGGUAACCUGGCAACUAUCGAGAACUAAAAGUAUUUGAGUACUUUCGGCAAGUGUUCGAGAACAGCGAGUGCUUUUAAGAGAUUUAAGAAUCGGCUGGUACUUUUUUUCAUUUGAAUUCUCCCAUCACUAGUAGAAAGAAGCAAAAGUAAAUAUUUUGUAUCAUAUUGCUGCCCUCUUUUUCAUUUGCUAUUUGUAUGUAUUAAUAAAGAUUAUUUACACCAUUUUGGCAUACCUAAUAAUAUGAGUCAUAUAUCCAGCAGUUAAAAGGAUUAUCAUGAAAUAUCUAUAAACUGGUUUGCUGUUUAAUGAUAACUGUUGUGAUAAUCAGUAGAAAGUUGCAAUGUGAUUUAUUUUUAGUGAAAAAUUACUCAACAUUUGAGAUUUUAAUUUAAGCGAAAUAAUGCAGUGUCAGCUAUAGCCUGUUGAUAAAUUCCUGCAACCUAGCACUUAUCUUAACAAAAACAAACAGAAUGUAUUUCCUAAAAAAAACAAACAGGAUACAUUUCAUUAAUAACAGGUCUUUGAAUCAAUAUUUGCUUUAAAAAUUUUAGCCAGUUUUUAUUUGUCUAGUAUGUGUUUAUUUUAUGUCUACAAAGGAUAAUUGCAGCAGAUAAUAGAGACAAGUAGAAAUAUAUAGAUCUGAAAUAAAUAGUAUCUUGCAUUAUUUGAGGAUUAGUGUAAGGCUACUUUUAUCUGUUUGGUGAAAAUUAAAAUGGUAAUAUUUUUAUAAGGAAAUGUAGGAUCUAACUUUUUUUGAAGAUGGUUCUAAGCCCACAUAGGCAUGAACAAAUUUUUACCCGUUAACGCCUGAAGGGACAUAUUUUUUUUUUAUUUUUCAACAGCUGCAAUGAAAAAAUGAUCGUAAAAAAAUAAAAAAAUUAACAUUUCCGACAUAAAAUCAUCUGAACUUUCAGAAUAUGUGAUCAUAUUCCUCAAAAAAGACCGAAUUUUUCACUUAAAAUUUUUUUUCAAACGAUUUCUGCAUUGAAAUCGGAUAAGGAUGAAGUGGACUGAAAAUAUCUUGGCAUACGACCCUAAACUUGAAGAUGCAUGCAUCCAAAAAAUUUUUUUUGAGGCCUUAGUGACCAAAAUGCCGGUUCAAAGGAAAAAACCUCAAAAUUUUUAGGAUUUUUUUUUUUCUUGAAAAUGGUGGAGCUUCCGAAAAAAUUUUAUAGAUAAAGUUGUUAAAAUUAUGCAAAGAAACCGCUCAAAUUUUUGUACAAUUUUUUGAGACUCAAAUUUGGCUGUUUUUUUAAAAUUCCAAAAAUUCUGAAAAAAUUUGUGUAUUCUCAUGAAUUUCAAGAACUUUUUGUUCUAUAAAAUUUUUUCUGAAACCCCGUAAUUUUUUAAUUUUUUUACAAUCUUUUUUUUCAUUGCCAUUGAAAAAUGAAAAAAAAUACGUCCCUUUAGGCGUUAACGGAUUAAAUGAAAUUUGUUAUAUUAAAAAUAUAAAUGAAUGUGGCCGACGUUGAGAUCUCAAGAAUGGUUGCAUAUAAAUACCAAAUUUUUUAGAUACAACCAAGUCCUUUUUUAUUUUUUGCGACAUUACAUUUUCUUUGUAGUUAUAUCUAAUUACAUUUUAAUUUGAUAUUAAUAUUCCAUUGUACAUAUUUUAUAGUAAUUGUAACUAAAACACAUCAAAAUUUUGUAAAAUAUAUUUUACACAUAUUUUAUAAGAAAUAAAAAUGAGUUUCGAGAUUUCAGGGUCGGAAAUCUUUGUUUUCUUCAUAAUGAAAGUUCUCUAUGUGAGCAUAGAAAUGAUUCUUUAAAAAGUGACAUGGUUUCCACGUUCCAUUGGUGUUAAGAUACUAAUUUUUACUAACUUAAUUCAGUUUUCAAUUUGUUUUAUGGCUUUUGACAAAAAUAUUUGUGAUAAAAUAAAGUGAUACAUCACAUCAAAUGCAGAACAUUACAAUGGCCUUUUUAUAAAUUAUUCUGAAAGAAAAUAGAAGGUGCUCUAUGAUUUUAUUAGGAUUAUAGGUUUUUUUUAUGUUAUUGACUUUUGUUUAUUUUAAAUAUAUUCAGCUAAUUAAAAUAUAUAUAAAAAAAAUCUUCAAAAUUUAUUAAAGAAAGUCAAUGUUCUUUUAUAUCAAAAACCUAAGUAUGCGAAAGAUAUCUAACCUCAUAGACAUGAUUCUUAACCUAUGAUAUUGUGGGAAACUACUGCCCUCUGGGAAAUAUCUAGAGAACAGCUAUAGUAAUUAACUAAAACAAGAAUUGAAAAUUAUCUUAUAUAUUUAAAUAUUAUUAAUCGAAAAUCACGAAGCUGACAUAUCGAAAUCAUGUAGUCUUUCACAGAAAUAUCUUACUUUUGUUAUUCUGACGUCACCUUUGACACAAAAUAACGCAUAAAUAUAGCCACGAUAGAUAAAUUUGAGCUAUUUCUACAUUUUGACAAUUGAUUUUAAUUGCCUAUUUAAGUGGCCACAUUUUAUAUGGAAUUAAUGAAUAUUAAUAAGAAAAUUAUACAUAAAACACAAAACUUUUGAAAAAUUUAUAUAUUGAAAUAAAAAUAUUACCUAAAUGUAAUACUUAAAAUACUUAAAUGUUGCUCUUUGUCAAAGGUGAUGUUAGAACAUGAAUUUUAUUUUUUUUAAAGAUUAUUUUAUUUCAAUAUAUCAAAUUUGUGUUUUUCAAAUAAGUCAUAUUCAGAUACAUACAUCAUUUUUAAUUUUUACUACCUUUCUACAUAACUUGCUUGUAGGUUUUUAAUAUUAAAAAACAUUGACAUUUGAUAAGAUUUUUAGGAUUUUUUUUCAAUUUAUUUUUAUAUAAUAAAAUAAAAUAAAAGAUUGAUUGUAUUUUAACAUUGGGGUCCUUGUUUUUUAAUUUUAUAUUAUCGUUUAAUUUGUUGUUGAUUACUGUAAUAUAUUUAUCAAAUAAAAUGUAUUUUUAGACCUUUAAUUCAUUGUUCUCUAUCCCAUCCGACACCAAGAUCUGGCUACAGUCGUAUUCUGAUUCAUGUAUUAAUGUUUUUUUAAUAUUGCAAUAAUGUACCUACAAUUAAAAAUUGUAACCAAGUUUAA
This is a messenger RNA of Anoplophora glabripennis (Asian longhorned beetle), 5012 nucleotides long. RefSeq names its product fas-associated death domain protein (gene Fadd). The transcript is spliced from 3 exons. The coding region runs from base 228 to 887 and encodes 219 amino acids. Gene Ontology annotation, biological process: signal transduction. The record is from RefSeq and is a predicted model, not a curated record. Gene Ontology annotation, molecular function: protein binding. Lineage: Eukaryota; Metazoa; Arthropoda; Insecta; Coleoptera; Cerambycidae.